Molecule: messenger RNA, 1418 nt
Organism: Theileria parva strain Muguga
Lineage: Eukaryota; Apicomplexa; Aconoidasida; Piroplasmida; Theileriidae
Product: Oxidoreductase NAD-binding domain protein
Exons: 5
Coding region: 64-1242 (392 amino acids)
Molecular function (GO): oxidoreductase activity
Source: RefSeq, a predicted model, not a curated record
UUUUAAUUGAGAUAAUAAUUUUAAUUAUGAUUGGUUUAAUCAUAAAUAUUUAUCAUUUGGCUAAUGUUUAGUAUUUUCAAAUGGGUUCUAAUUCUAAGAUUUUCAGUUUUUUCCCAUUCUUACAAAUUUCACUCCAACUCCUCAAUUCUCACACAUUUUUCAUCAAAUUCUCUUUCUCCAAAUCAUCUCUCAUCUCCCUCUACCAAUACACUAAUCACAUCAAAUGACACCCUAACACUACCAAAUGACACCUUAACACUACCAAAUGACACCUUAACACUACCAAAUGACACCAUAAAACCCUCAAAUCCCACCUUAGAUACCUCAAAAGAUACGGUAAAACCUUCAGCUACCCCUAGGCGCUAUACGGUGAGGAAUCCGUUGAGGUGUAGGAUCAAUUCGGUACGGAAAAUUGGCACGAAUAACUUGGAUCGUGACUUCUAUCACAUUGAAAUUGAUCACCGCGGGGAAUACUCCUACCUCCCAGGACAAUACUGCGGUGUCAUUCCUCCAGGGCUGUGUAUGAGUACGAAUCGGCGUCAUGUGCCGAGAUCUUAUUCGCUUGCGCCGUCGAUGACGGGUGAUGAUAAUUUACUUUCAAUUUGCAUCCGAGUUACAAAGCCUUUUAAGGAUAAUCUCGGCGUUUGCUCCAGAUUCUUAUCCGCCUGUGAACCGGGCACUGCCGUUGAUCUUACCGGUCCUUUCGGUAAGGAAUUAAUCUUAACCGAGGAAGAUGCCAAGAGUAAUAACUUAAUUCUCAUUGCUACCGGGACUGGCAUCUCACCCUUCCGCGCAUUCCUCAAGACUAUUCUGAAUCAAACAUCCAACAGUACGUCAACUCUUAAUAAAAUUGAGUUGACACUGGGUAAAAAUGAGUUAACACUGGGUAAAAAAGAGUUAGUUCCGGUUGUUAGAAGGAUAGUAUUAUUUUUUGGUAUACAAAAUGCGUCAACAUUUUUAUACAAGAGUGAACUUGAACACUAUCAAAAGUUAUUUGGCGAUUCAAUGACCUUAAUUCCUUGCUUCUCCAGAGAAGCCAAUACUCCCAAAUGCUACGUUCAAGAUGGUAUUUUGGCGAAUGAAACGUUGUUAAGUGAGGUGUUGUGUGGAAGGUGUAGUAUUUUUGUUUGUGGUAGAAAGGAAAUUGAGGAUCCCGUUAAAAAAUCACUUGAUCUCAUUUUUUCACACCUUUCUGACUCUCAAAAAGCCCUCAUCAACACCAAAUUCGAAGUUUACCAAUGAUAUAUGAUAUACACAGAUUGAAGUUUACAAAUGAAAUACCAAUGGUAUACACAGUUGGAAGUAUGGGAAUGAAAUGGAAAUGUAAAGUUUGAAUAAUAUAUUAGUUGUUAAUUAUUUGUUUGAUGAUUUGUCCGAUGUUUGUUGCAUGAUUCGUGAAGUUUAAAAGUUGAAAUGGC